CAGCCGCAUCUCUCCCGCACCGCUCUUUGGGUUUUGACAGGUUUCACUGAAUCCAGACAGAGGACACCAUGUACGGCUCCUAUUCCGCCCGUUCAAUGUCCACCGCGUCCCUGCCAGGAGGCUUCAGGCGGGGUACGAGCGUCCACGGGGGUGCGGGUGGAUUCAACACCCGCGUAUCGUACGCGUCCAAUGGCCUCGGUUCUGGCUUCGACUUGGCGAGCGCGCUCGGAAGCGGCGCCGGCGGCGCGGGCGACGCGGGCAGCUUCUCCAUCUCUGGCAGCGAAAAGCACACCAUGCAGAACCUCAACGACCGCCUGGCCACCUACCUGGAGAAAGUGCGCAUCCUGGAGGGUGCCAACACAACCCUGGAGCGUCAAAUCCGCGAGUGGUACGACAAGCAGGCCCCCGCCGUCAACGACUACAGCAAGUACCAGGCGCCCAUCGAAGACUUGCGCAAAAAGAUCGGUGUUGCCACACAGGACAAUGCCAGGCUGAUGCUGCAGAUUGACAACGCCAGGCUGGCCGCAGAGGAUUUCAGGAUCAAGUUUGAGAAUGAGCAGGCGGUGCGCAUGUCGGUGGAGGCGGACAUCGCCGGCCUGCGCAAGGUUCUGGAUGAACUGACCAUGUCGAGGUCCGACCUGGAGAUGCAGGUGGAGGGCCUGAAGGAGGAGCUAGUCUACCUGAAGAAGAACCACGAAGAGGAGAUGGCAGCCAUGCGCAGCCAAGUCAAUUCCAGCACUGUCAGCGUGGAUUUUGACGCCAAACCUCAGGUCGACAUUGCCAUCACUAUAGAUCAGAUCAGAUCUCAGUAUGAGAGCAUCAUUGAGAAGAAUCGCCGCGAAAUGGAGGAGUGGUACAAGGUCAAGUUUGACAACCUGAACAGCCAGGUGGCAUCGAGCACAGAGACACUCCAGAGCUCCCGAAGUGAGAUCAAUGAUCUCAAGAGGACCCUGCAGUCCUUGCAGAUCGAGCUGCAGUCCCAGUUGAGCCUGAAAUCUGCCUUGCAGGGUCAGCUGGCAGAGACAGAGUCCAACUACAACCUGAAGCUGUCCCAGCUCCAGAGCCGGGUCUACACCCUGGAGGAGGAACUCAAAAAUCUGAGGGGCGACAUCGAGAGGCAGGCCUAUGACUACAAGGUGCUGUUUGAUAUGAAGACCAGGCUGGAGAUGGAGAUCGCAGAGUACAGAAGACUGCUGGAUGGAGAGGGGCAAGGGUCACAGGUCGUCAAAGUAGUGGAGGUGAAACAGGCCGCAGUUGUGGAGGUCAAAGCUAAACCAGUCGUAACCCAGAGGAGGAGGAUUUUGAUUGAGGAGAUAGUUGACGGAAAAGUGGUCUCCCGCACAGAAGAUGUAAACACAGAGGUCAUUGAGUAGAUGUACCGGAUGCCAAUGGAUCAAAUGACAAAAUUACAAUAAAAGCUCUUUUCUUGUUUCUGACA
This is a messenger RNA of Pungitius pungitius (ninespine stickleback), 1438 nucleotides long. It is a transcript of the gene krt97, whose product is annotated as keratin 97. The record is from RefSeq and is a predicted model, not a curated record. The coding region runs from base 69 to 1373 and encodes 434 amino acids. Gene Ontology annotation, molecular function: structural molecule activity. Lineage: Eukaryota; Metazoa; Chordata; Actinopteri; Perciformes; Gasterosteidae. The transcript has 8 exons. Gene Ontology annotation, cellular component: cytoskeleton.